GUACAUUUUUUUAUCAUGCACCUUACUUCAAAAUUCAAUACUUCUAAGUUACGUAGAUUGUUUCAGGCUGGCCAAGGCCUAAAUUAGUGUUGCUGUGAUAACCCAAACAAUGAGGCCAUCACUGACUGUUAUACUGAGUGUUGUUUUUGUGAGCUAUAUUUUUCAUUCUAUCUGGACGAUCUACCAACUUUACAAUCCUAAACCUUGCCCUCCUAAAGAAAAAUGUCUCAAACCAUCUUGGAAAGAAACAUCUAGGUUCCAGGUUUAUCUGUGUACUUCUCUAAAACUUGAGGUGAAGAGGGAGUCAGAGUUAACUGUUGUUUGGUCUGAUAAUGACUUUGAUAUUAGUGUUUCAAAAGAUAUUCCUUUGAAUAUAUCACUGCCUCGCAGCACCAUAAGAAAUGGAUCUCUCAGCAUACAUGCUUUUAUAACUCCUAAGCAAAACAGAAAAAGAUCUCUCUCAGAACUUGUAGGUGAUAGCAGGACUUCUCAUGGUGGUGGUCUGUUGACAAAAUAUGUUGUUCCUACAAGUCAAGCAUUUAACCUUCUGAAAAAUGACCAGAACAAGGAGGAUCCAAAAAAACAGCAGGUAGAAGAUGAAAGACCAUUUACCCACUGGAAACCUAACUUUGCUUUUCACGUAAUGUUUGAACCUUUACCAUUGUACAAAAAUAACAUCCCUGGAGAAAUCUUCCAUCUCCUAGUGACAAAUGAAAAGAGAGAGUAUUUACCGAUAGUUUUUGCUAGUGAACUCAGCUACAGGAUUAAAGACCUAGUGCCUCUUAACACGGUUGAAAUGGUCAUGCCUUUGACUGUUAGUUACACACCAAUAUCCCUAGGUCGGCUGAGAUUGAUGGUCACAGUAGAACAUGCAAUGAAGUCAUUGGAAAAAGCAGGUUUCACUCCUAAGGAUACUGAUGAAAUCAAGGGGAUAUUCUUUGAUACCAAUAUCUAUCUUUUACUGCUGACUUUCUUUGUAUCUGCAUUUCAUUUAUUGUUUGACUUUCUGGCUUUCAAAAAUGACAUAAGAUUUUGGAGGGAAAAAAAAAGCAUGGUGGGAAUGUCUGUUCGAACUAUCAUCUGGCGGAGUAUAAGCCAAGUGAUUGUUUUUCUUUAUCUACUGGAUGAAGACACCAGUCUCCUUGUUCUUAUUCCUUCUGGAAUAGCAUCUGUUAUAGAGUUUUGGAAAGUGACAAAGGCACUCAAACUGCAUGUUACCUUUAAAGGAAUAAUUCCUAACUUUAGGUUUGAAAGUUCAAGUGCAAGUGAAAAACAGACAGAAGAAUAUGAUUCACAAAGUAUGAAAUACCUGUCAUUCCUGUUAUAUCCCCUGUGUUUGGGAGGAGCAGUCUAUUCAUUAUUUUAUGUACAACAUAAAAGCUGGUAUUCCUGGUGUAUCCAUAGUCUCGUUAAUGGUGUUUAUGCUUUUGGAUUCCUCUUCAUGCUACCUCAACUCUUUGUUAAUUACAAACUUAAAUCUGUGGCACAUCUACCUUGGAGAGCUUUCAUGUAUAAGGCUUUCAACACUUUCAUUGAUGAUCUUUUUGCAUUCAUCAUCACUAUGCCCACAGCCCACAGAGUUGCUUGUUUUCGUGAUGACAUUGUCUUUCUUAUUUACCUUUAUCAAAGAUGGUUGUAUCCAGUUGACAGGAGUCGUGUGAAUGAAUUUGGUGAGUCAUAUGGGGAAAAAAAUGAGAACUCAAAGAAAGACAAAUGAAAAGUCAAAGAGAAGAAAUUCAUUAUGGUGUGGUGUACGUUACUUUGUGUUCAAUUCUUAUGAUAAGUAUCAUUCCAAGACACAAAUUUAUUUAUACGAGUUGAAACUUGGUGUCAUACCUUUGACAUAGCAGAAAGUCAAUAGGAACAUGCCAGUCAGAACAGAUAAGUUUUUUUUUUUUAUAUCUAAAAUUGAACAAUUUGAGAUAUUAAAGUACAUUUUUUUUUCUUCCCUGGUCAAUUGCUUUUAAUAUAACUUCCAGCUUAUCAGAUUUGUUUUGGUAAUUAACUACUGCUUUCAAAUACAAGUUUUAAUAUGAUGAUAUUAUGAUAUUUUGAUAUCUAAGAAGUUAACAUUUUAAAUAGAUCAUUGUACAUACUGCUAACAGUUACUUUCAAACAAUGGAAUUUCAUUUUCUUCACAGUACUUUUCAACUCAAUAAGAAAGAAAAUGAGUAGUCAUGCAUUAUUUAAAAAAAUGUAUCAUUUUUGUCUACUAGCGUGUUCAGGAUAUUAUAAGAAUUCUUUGUGCAACAUCAGGUAAACUCUGUCUCUUACCAAAAUAUAUGAGCUUCUCUGGAUAUAUUCAGUUUUUUGAGAAUCCAUUGUUUUUAUAAGAAUAUGUAAAAACUUUAUUUCCUCCAAACUGGGAAGAUUCAUUAAGACAUCUAGAACCAAAGUCAUUCACACUGGAGCUGUAGUAAACCCAGUUCACAUAUUUUGUUAGAUGCACAUUUUAGAUAGGAUUCUCUCUCGUUUAAAAUUUAUAAUGAGCCACAUGUCUUCAGUUUAGUAUAAACUUGUGCCAUUCUUCAAAUAUGUACUCUCUCUGAUGUUUAUAUUCAGUAACAGCAGUUGUUGAAACCACUAGGGUUGUAGGGUUGCUUUUAUAACAUGGUAUUUUUGUUAUUCAGCUUCAUUAGUAGUAAUAUAAACAAGUCUUUACAAAAAGUAUUUAAUAAAAAUAUUGCUCUUUUCUUGCACUUUAACAUACAUGUGCAAGGAGAUGGCCUUUCUCUACAAUAGAAAUAUGGUGUACAUAUAUUUUUUAUUAGUAGUUUCAUAAAAACUUUUCAAUGAAAUUGGAAUUUUUAUUUCUAGAAGCCAUUGGACUUGUUUCUAUUAGUUGGCAUUGGCUGAGAUUAAUGCAGGUUUAUUGAUAAAUAGCUCACAGUGGUGAGAUACUAAACAGAUGAAGUCUUAAACUAUACUACCUGUUUUAGAUGGUUACAAUUAUUCUUUAAACUGGAUAUUGAACAGUUUUUUCCUUCUAAUCUUGUAUGUUAGUGGAUUAAAACCUAGCUUUAUCAAGUCAUUUAACAGAAUGCAACUUGAUUAUCCCAGGUAAAAUCCUUUGAUAGAAACAAAUGAAUUGUUGGAAUAAAAUUUUGAUCUGUAGCAAAUUAAACGUAAUGGAAAUGUUGAUAAGUAUUAGUUAAAUGUAUUUAUGAAGAGAGAUAGUCUAGAAAAGUUUUUUUUUAGAUAAAUAUGUAAACUAAAGUUGUUACAUUAAGCUGGAAUGGAUACUAGUCUUUUUUGUGUUAUUGUUUUCUUUAAGAGAGUUUAAUAAUAAUUGAUUAACUAGAGCUAUCUACAAUGUAGUUAAAACAUUGAAACAAUAGUGACUUGGCUGCCCAUUUGUAUCUCUAAUCUGCAUUUUGCAAGGGGGUUAUAUACAUCAUCAUAAUUGUUCUUAUAACAAAAUCCUUGCCCUGGUUGGAUGCUAGCUUAAAUUAUUUUUUUUUAUCAUAACCUAGAUAUUUUGUACCUAAUGCAUAGUAGUAUUCUUACUGUAAUAGUUUGAGGUUUGAAGUAAACAUGCAAGAUUUCAUACAUGAAA
Molecule: messenger RNA, 3556 nt
Organism: Limulus polyphemus (Atlantic horseshoe crab)
Lineage: Eukaryota; Metazoa; Arthropoda; Merostomata; Xiphosura; Limulidae
Product: cleft lip and palate transmembrane protein 1-like protein
Exons: 16
Coding region: 110-1717 (535 amino acids)
Cellular component (GO): endomembrane system; membrane
Source: RefSeq, a predicted model, not a curated record